Malaya genurostris is the source of this 5537-nucleotide messenger RNA. It is a transcript of the gene Pka-R2, whose product is annotated as cAMP-dependent protein kinase type II regulatory subunit. The record is from RefSeq and is a predicted model, not a curated record. The transcript has 10 exons. Gene Ontology annotation, cellular component: cAMP-dependent protein kinase complex. Gene Ontology annotation, biological process: regulation of protein phosphorylation. NCBI's taxonomy places the organism in Eukaryota, Metazoa, Arthropoda, Insecta, Diptera, Culicidae. Bases 894 to 2030 code for a protein of 378 amino acids. Gene Ontology annotation, molecular function: cAMP-dependent protein kinase regulator activity.
AGCACCUUCACUGUUAGAAGUGACGUGAGAGUAGUAGGUCGUGUUUUCGAACGUCCCCGCCGUGGUUUUUUGUGGAGUAUAGCACUCUACCUUUUUCCUUGUUUUAAGUCCAAUUUCUUAACCAUUUGUACGCACGGUACCACGGUAGUGAAUCAAGCAACCAGAUUAAAACAUUGGAAAUAUCCACCACGUUGGUUGAGUCCUCAUUUCCAGUGCACACUUCCAGCCGCAGUUCAGCAUACGUAUCUGCUCACCUGUAGCAGUGCCUGACACGGGAAAUUUCAUGGAGUCGCGGUUUCGCCGUUUUCCUGAAUUUUGAUAAUCGAGAAAAGUGUUUGUUUUUGCUAGCGGCUUCCAAAGGAAGUUGCCUUCCCGUCAGUGUUUUGAGUUACCGUUUUUCUCCGGUGUGAAAAUUGAUCCUGCCCGAGAAAAAAUCGUAACAGUCAGUGGUAUUUAGGAAAGAGCGUCAACGUCUAAAUCUAAUAUUUUUUGAUUCGGUAAUAGCAAAACAAAUUGAUUGCCUCAUUUAACUGCACCGGCAGUGUCUGUCUGUGUGGAAAGCAGACGGCAAUAAUAAUAAAAAAAUCUGAAUAUAGUGUGGUUGCCCCAGGCAAAAGAUAUACGAGCACAAGUGUUGUCUGUAGUAAAAGAGUGCAGUAAAUAGAGUGAAAGGCGAAAGAAGAAAAUCUGCUAUCAGCGAAGUAGCAACAAAGCCAAAGUGAAAUCCGUCUGUGACAGGUUUUGUGGCAAUCACAACCUAGAGGGAUUUCUUGUUUUCCAUCGCAGCUUCACGGUUGCAUAGAAAGCGUCAAUUUUGAAAUCCUUUCUCGAGCACAAACCACUACCGCCAACGUUGAUUACUAGUCGAAAAUCAAGAUUGUGACAGAUAAACUAUGUCGAGUCAACAGAAACACAGAAUUCAGGUUCCCGACGGAUUACGUGAUGUGCUGCUCGAGUUCUCGAUAGCGUAUCUACUGGAACAGCCCGGCGAUGUGAUCGACUACGCGGUGGAGUUUUUCUCCAAACUGCAGGAAAACCGAAAGACCACCAUGAUCUCCGCGGGCGACCCCUCCUCACCGGACGAGAGCAUAAUGUCACACGAAGAAGAACCUCUAGUAAAUCGCUAUGCCUCACGCAGAAAAUCGGUUUUCGCGGAGACAUACGAUCCAGAGAAUGACGACGAUGACGACGGUGCAAGGGCGAUAUUCCCCAAGACAGACGAGCAGAGAGCGCGGCUGUGCGAUUCGGUCAAAAAUAUCCUGCUCUUCAGAUCACUGGACAAAGAACAGAUGAACGAAGUACUCGACGCUAUGUUCGAGAAGAUAGUCAAAGCAAAAGAUUAUAUUAUCAAACAAGGAGAUGAUGGAGAUAACUUUUACGUCAUUGAAUCGGGCAUUUACAAGGCGUACGUGGGUGAAGAUCAAAAGCACAUACAUACGUACCAGAACAGUGGUAGUUUUGGAGAGUUAGCUCUGUUGUACAACAUGCCAAGAGCUGCUACUAUACAAGCUGAAACGGAAGGGCAACUGUGGGCUAUGGAUCGGCAGACGUUCCGAAGAAUCCUGCUCAAGUCCGCCUUCAGGAAACGGAAAAUGUAUGAGUCACUGUUGGAUGCGGUUCCUAUGCUGAAGACGUUGCAGAACUACGAACGCAUGAACCUGGCCGAUGCUCUUAUACCGAAAACAUACUCAAAGGGCGAAAGAAUCAUCAAGCAAGGUGAUGUCGCCGACGGCAUGUACUUCAUCGAGGAUGGCAAAGUUUCGAUUCGUAUUCAGCAGGACGCCGGCGAGGUUGAAAUUUCGAACCUAGAGAAAGGACAGUACUUUGGAGAGUUGGCCCUGGUGACCCACCGACCCCGUGCUGCUUCGGCUUAUGCCGCGGACAACGUUAAAGUGGCAUUUUUGGAUGUGGACGCUUUUGAACGGCUGCUCGGCCCAUGUAUGGACCUUAUGAAGCGUAACAUCGGGGAUUACGAGUCGCAGCUGGUGAAAAUCUUCGGCAGCAAAAACAACAUAUCUGACAUCCGAUAAGCGGUGUCACACAAAACUUCCCAAGUAGUAGUAGUAGAAGCAACUGGUACUACCCGUACUAUUAGAAAUCGCCCAACACAAACGUACACUACAGAAUAGUACCAGGUAGUACAAUUUAGUAGCAGUAACUGCCGUUAGCCGGAAUGUAUUUUAUCUCUGACUAGAAUCCAGUCGCGGGUGCUGGCUUUUGAGUUUGACAUCCGAAUACCAUCGAAGAGCAACAGCAGCAUAGCUCAAAGGUCCCUAACCCGGUAGGGUCUGGAUAAUCAAAGCCAGAGCGAUUAUACAGUUCGGCUACGGCAGAGCACCUCUCGUAAACGGACCGUCGCCGGAAGUGAAUUGAGUAAUGUUAGUAAAUUUUAAUAUCGACGCAGCAGGUUGCCAUCAUUUUUUUGCGAGAAAUUUGUAGUGAACUACUAGAUUAGAGAAGGGAUAGACAAUUGCGAAUUCGAGCGAAAGAGAUAUUUUAUUAUUGCCUGAGUGAGGUGACAUUUCACUGAAACACUCUCACAGGAAGGAAGAGGGCGAAUUUUGAACUUACCACCGUCGCCACCAGCAUUAGUUUUCGAUCAAAUAUGCCAGACAACUGAUGAAUCAAGAUUAAAUUACUAGAUAUUAUAUAACAAGCAAACAUGCGGAGAAAGCUUUCAUUUUUUUUUAGUUCUAGCUGUUUCCUAGAAUGGAGUCAUUGCCAAAUAUAUGGAAAAUUUUGAGAUAAAAACAAAACUAAAUGUGUUAUAGCAGUAAACAAUUGAAAACCACACAAAAAAAACCGUAACAUCAAAAAUAUUGAUAACAAAAACAGCAGAUGAUUGUAACUUGAUGGUAAUAAUCAAUAAAAAAAAAGUAAGUGGAAUUUUUUGAUCAAAUAUUCAUAAAUCAAGCAAAUUACAACAAAAGCAAAAUGUUCUAGUAAAAAUAAUGAUAAAAAAAAGAAAUUUAUUACAUAAGAUGAUCAAUGCUGAAAACAUGAAAAGAAAGUAAUAAGCAAGAUUUUAAAUUAUUUCUGUUAUUUAUUUGAAUCUAAGAAGAAAAAAAACAAUAAAAAAACACAAAAAAAGCAGUUUAACUAGCAGCAAAAUGGUAGAAUUAAGGGUACUUUAAACAGUGUUUAAUAUGAAAGUAAUACAUUAUAUCACCCUAUAAGAUAAAUUAAUAAGAAAAAAAAUCUUCAGCAGAGAUUUAAUUUAAGGAAAUUUAAGCAGAAAUAUAUUUAAAACCUAGAUAUAAAAAAAAGAGACAAAUAUACUUUUUGGUAGAGCCAUUAAGAUGACACCGCGAGGAAUGAAACUGAUAAAUGAUAAGACUUGACGCUGCUUCAAAAUAUAGGGGAAACGAAAUUAGAACAAAAGUAUCAAGUAUACACAAAGCUAGAAUCUUCAAAUGGUUAGACAAUUAAUCAAUGUAGCGAGCGAAACUGCAGAAUGAAGCGAUAGCUUUUCCAAUCUUCAAACAAGAGAAGAAGAAAAAAACACGGUAGCACACGUAAGCGCGCGUUACCGAAAUGAAUCAUAGAAAGGUGUCAUAUCGAAGGUGGAGAGCAACUCAAUGCAGUUUUAUACAUGUAAGCAUACUUAUAACUCCGCGCAAAGAAGUCAUCCGGAAUCGUCCGAUGGCAUCAGACACAAUUAUACAAAGACAAAAACAAACGCGAAAUAGAUCGUAUCAAUGUUCCUGAGAGAGAGAUCGGCUGAAGAGCAGACAUCUUCCAGAGGCAGUAGUUUUCCAACGGUCAAUUCGGUGAUUUUCGGCAGCUAGUGAUAAACAAAUUAUUAUGAUUUCGUUACUUUUCCAAGUAAGCUCAAAUGCGCACUGCAACUGCAAAGUAGAUUUUUGUUUGUUAAGUUAAAAAAAAUUAAAUUCCAAAGUUCAAGGUAAAACGCACAGCCUGCCGGACUAAGAACGGUUUCAACUGAGUUAAGGCAAACUAGUGUAGUACUAGAAUGAAAAACAAUACAAACCACUCGGUAAUACUUCACCAUUGGCAUUGGAAGAACGAAAUAUAUUUUUUUUUUCAAGUAUCAAUUUGCGGUUGGAUUGGAUUUCAGUUUGCUAUACUAUCAGCACUGCGUUGUUACUCACAGACCCCAAUCGGUAUUCGAUGCAGCACAACAACUUACCUCUCUCUCUCUUCCAGCGCCUUCUCUCAAAGGCUUAUCCAUCCAUAAACAAUCAAACGCUCUUAAUCUCUCAAUGCGAAUUCUAGCAGGAGAGAAAAAAAUCUAAAGCUAAAUGUUACGUUAGGAGAAAAAAGGUAGCGUAGACGCGUUAUUGAAAAUCUUUACAUGUGAACCAACUAACCAAGACACAAACUCUUUCGGACAUAUUUCACUGCAAAUUGUAGACUUUUCAUACUUUUGGAGAGAUAUAUAACAUGAGCUUACACACGUGUGUUUUUACCCUUGUAAGACAAUAUAUACAACAACAAAACCUAGCAGAACGAUCUAUUACUACCAUCAAAAACUACACCCACACACACUCACCCACACAUACUUUAUCCUCAACAACACACAAACGCACCAUCAUCGCUAUAGUGACCUACUUCAAGCUUUUCUCCGAUCAACAGUCUAGAAGUAGCGAACGGCGGUUCUGCACAAAAGAAAACACUUGUUACUUAUUUCGGGAACAGCACGCCAUUUCUUUCGAUAAGAGCUUAUAAUUAGUUCUUAAGUUAUUGAAGGGUUGAUUGCAGUUACAAUACUACCCAAACUAUGGUAGAGAAUAUAUUUUUGCGUAGAAAAUGCUGGACAUUUUCGUUUUUUUAAAGUAAUCAGCUAUUUUGACUGACUUGAAGCAGGAGAACGAAGUCAUAGUCGUUCAAAAUGAGAACCGAAUGACGACAGAAGAGAAAGAAAACACAAUUGCCCAGUAAAGCACUAGACAACAUCAAUAAUUAUGUAAACUUAGCAGCACUUAUUGCUUUACUAUUCUACUUUUAUUAAAUGAAGAACAAAAAACGAUGUAAUCAUUAACGUUGAGUUUGAUACCGAUGUUUUGUGUCGAUCAUUUAAAUAGUUUGCCUACAUUGCCACGGAAAAAAAUAUCUAUGUUUAACGUAAAUAUGAAUAUCAAUAUCCUAACGUGAAAUAAUAUUACACAACAUACACGUUUUACUUUCCCCAACUUCAAACGUAUUAGCAUUGCGUAACCGUAAAUGGUUGUUUUCACUAUUCAUAUCUAAACUCUUCGUUUGUCUAUUGAAAUUUCAUUGCUAGCAAGAUAGUGCAUUACUUAGUAGACUUUUAAGCUAUUGAAUGAUUACAAAUGAUUAUACACAAACAUACACACACAUGCAAGCGCAAACUUUAAUCAAGCCUGGAACACCGAGCAAAACUUGCGUAUAUACACAACUACACAACAUUGAUGAUCAACAAAAAUAAAACAACAUUAAGAUGGCGAAAAACUACAAACACACAAAAAGCAUACUGUUACUGUCUCGUUAUUGAAAGGUGUCGUAUUAAGGUAGUAAACCAGAAGAAUGAAAUUACAUAUGGAAAACCACUUAAA